Messenger RNA from Cetraspora pellucida, 2109 nucleotides. Lineage: Eukaryota; Fungi; Glomeromycota; Glomeromycetes; Diversisporales; Gigasporaceae. The record is from the annotation of a GenBank genome assembly.
CUUCAGAACUCGCUUCUCGCAUUAAUCACGUCGGGAAACGAAAUGUACGAAUUCUUCAAACGCAAUUCGGACAAAUGGAACAUCAUAGAUUUUCUAAACGAAUGUUAUAUGGAACCGUUCGAACGAAAGAUAGAUCAAUACCUUAGAUGUCUUGAUACAAUUGCUGGCUGUGAUAAAGGCAAGAGGAAGGAAAGAGCUGAGACACUUCUUAAUAGAUACAGAGAGGCAAGUGAAAAAAAUAGUAGCGCGACAGAAAGUACCCACUCGGUUCUCUGUCAUUCAAGGCCACUCGCCAAGCUACAAAACCAAUGCUGGGGCACAGGUGACCCACUCGGUUGUCUGAUGUUCAAAGGCUACUCGCCGAGCUGGCAUUGGACCCACUGGGCACAAAUGACCCACUCGGAUCCUCAAACAGAUCGAAAAAAAGCGAGAAAGUGGGAGAAAGAACGUUCAAGCAAACAAGUUCACCUACACCAGCCAACGUUUGUGGAUGGGACUGCCAUAACCAAUGGAACUAAUAAUGGAACUAUAAAUGGAACAGAAACAUUCAUCAAAAGAGAUUCUUCUUCAAUCGGAAGAACGUUGAGAAGAAGAAACCAAGUAAACUAUGCCGAAAGCUCAUUAGAAGAGGAGACGGAUUCAGAUUAUGAGAAUAAACCAAAGAGAGUGAAAAAAGUAUCCACUCAAUCUUUGGAUAGAUCUUCCAAUUCCCUCCCGAACUUAUCAGAUGAUAACGAGAGUGAUGUGAGCGAGAGUGAUGAAAGGGAGAGUGAAGCAAUUAUUAUCAAAUUGGGUAGAUUAAAAAAACGACUAGAAUCUCAAUCAAGAAAUGAGUGGAUCGUAGGCACAAUUAAUGUGUCAAAAAAGUUUAAAGAAUACCAAAUGCAGUUAAUCGAUAACGUAAUAGAGGGUAAAGUAAAAUUAGCAUGGAAUGACAAAGCACUUACAUCAAUAAUAGUAUUGGUUAAACAAUGCCCAUAUUCUACGUUUACCUCUUAUGAAUGGAAACAAGUAGUUAAUGCCAAUCCUUACAUUAUCAAGGAAUCGGUUUGGGCCAACUCUUUUGCAUCUUCGUUAUCUGAAGCAUGCAAUAACAUUGCAAUAGGAUUAGAUGAUGAUUUCAUAUCAAAUGGCGAAAGUGAUCUUAGUAAAAAAGCUAGCAGAAAAAGAAGACUUACCAUCAGUCAAACAAAAAAGAUCACUGAAAAUGAGCAUCGAUUUAACUAUUUAGAUCCUUUGUUGAGACCAUUUUUCUGUGAAGAUUCAAAAGAUUACGAAAUAAGGUUAGAUAAAAGCGUAAAUGGAUCACUGAGAAGACCAGAUUUUAGUUGUAGAAUCGAUAAUGUUGCAAUAUUAAAUUCCGAAGUAAAGCCAUUGGGUUGCACAGAAUUACAAAAAGAUAAAGAUUUUGUUAAGGUACAUUUACGGUCUAAGAGCUCAAUAAAUCAGCUGUUAAAUAAAGGUGAUGAUGUAAAUUCAUAUUUUAUGAAUUUACACUAUGAUCGUAUAUAUUGGUCAUGUCCUUUACUUGCCACUAAGUUAGUAACGGAAAGAACAUUAUUUCCAAUGUUGGUAUUGUCAAUUUAUCAUAUUGAUAAGAUAGAGCAACAAGUUCAGAGAAUUGCGAAUGAUUAUAUAGAUAGAAGGUCAAGUUAUUAUAUUUCUCCUGAACAAGUUGAAUACAUUAUUGAAGAACUAGGUUCAUCCGAAUUUAAAGAAUUAUUGAGGAACAUGGAUACACAGGCAAAAGCUAAUAAAACAUUGACUCCUGAAUAUUUGGAAUGGGAAGCUAAAUUAACAGAAUUGCCAGCAUCAAUUUCUAUUCUACCUAAAGAUCUCAAAGAAAGGCAACAAUAUGUUAUUGAAAUGGUAUUAGAACGAUUUCCUUAUUUAACUUUGAAACAUAGUUUUAAAUAUAGUAAUUAUUUUGAUUUUAAUAGAUCUGUACUCUGUCCUAUAUGCAAUAAAGACCAUAAAAAAGAAAAUAUAAGAGUUAAUAUAGAAGGUUUAUGGGGGAGUGGUGAUUAUGUCAAUACAAAAACUUAUCAUCUCUAUUGUUAUAUAAAUAAAUAUCAAAAUUCAAUCUCAAUAGUAACAGUAAAAGCAUAG